AUGGAGUGGUUAACGAGUGUUGAGGGCUUAAGUGCCCGUCAGGAGCUGGAGGCGUCCGUUCGUGGGCACCACCCUAACUUGCGUGAUGAGGAGAUAGACCUCCUUGUGGACGGUCGUCUACUGCGCAUGGUUAGGGAGCGCGCGGCGGAGCAAGCACCUACGAGCAACCAACAAGGAGGAACCGGUGAAGGAGGAGCUGUGCGCGAGGCUCCUGGUGUCGUGGGCAUAGGUGGAGGAGCUGUUGUAUCGACCAUUGACACGGGAACGAUCGGGACGAGCUACGGCCAAUUCAAGUUUGGAGUAGAGCACAUCUCCGUGACGUCGCUGCUGGAGGGAAGGCACGACCUCACCGCGUGGGUCAGCGCCAUCCGACCUCAGCUCCAGUGUGCUGAUUUGUGGCAGUUCUGCAACAGGACAGCACCAAGCCCGGCCCCAAACAACCCCAUGCAACGAAGGGAGGCUCGCACCAUUCGAGCGGAGUUGCUGACCAUUAGACAGGAGGUCCAUAUAGCCACAUUCGCUGCGCACGUGCUGAAGGGUCUGCCGCCGGAGUACAGAUUUCUUCGCCGCAGGCUCAAUAUUUCCAGCCCUGACAUGACGGUGGAACGUGUGUGCAGCGAGGUGUUGAUGGAGGAGCAGACUCUCUCCAUCGAACACAGCUACAAGCAGAUCACUAGCGAUGCAUCUGCUUUCUCGGGUGUUGUCAACACGAUUGUGGCUACAACGGGGGUCAACGGGAAGGAAGGAAAGGGAGGAAAGGAGAAGACGGACAAGAAGAAGGAUGGCAAGCGGGAGAAGAAGCGAGCCCCCUUCAAGGGGCGCUGUUGCAACUGCAAUGAGGAGGGGCACAUGGCUGCCAAGUGCCCCAACAAGAAGAAGGAUGCAACGCCCGCGGCAGCCGCGAACGUAGCUGAAGGAGACGGGAAGGGCAUGGCGCUCACCGUUGCGUGUUCGGCUGAAAAGUUGCUGGCCGACGACAAGGACUUGUGGUUCCUUGACUCGGGAUGCUCCCAACACAUGACCGGCCGCAAGGAGUGGUUCAUGGUGAUCCGUGACUCACCUGCAACGAAAUCUGUCAAAGGGUUUGAUGGUUCUAUGCAGGUAGUUGGCGGUGUUGGUGAGGUUUUACUGAAGGGCACCAACAAGUUGCGCCUGACCCUGCAUGAUGUCCUCUUUGUGCCAGGAAUGAAGGCCAACUUGGACUCCCUUGGGCAGCUCACGGACAAGGGAGCAAAUCUGCAAACCAAAGAAGGUGUCACCCGCGUCAUCGCAUUGGGAGGACAAGUGGCUGCAACGGCACGCUACCGCCAUUGUCUUCUCUGCCUUGACCUGAAACCGUGGCCAGCAUGCAACGGCACGAUGGCUGCGGCGGCAUGCAACGGCACGGGGGCUGCAGCGGCAUGCAACGGCACGAUGGCCGCAGCGGCAUGCAAUGGCACGGGGGCUGCAGCGGCAUGCAACGGCAUGAGGGCUGCAACGGCAUGCAACGGCACAGCGGCUGGAGCGGCAAGCAACGGCACGGUGGCUGCAGUGACAUGCAACGGCAUGACUAAGGCGGUUGUUAAAGUGGCGUCAAGCAAGCCGGAAACGAAGGACGGAGCGGCCAGCCUCAAGACACGCGCGGUGGGCUCCAAGGAAACGCCCAACCUAUAG
Messenger RNA from Closterium sp. Yama58-4, 1653 nucleotides. The record is from the annotation of a GenBank genome assembly. Lineage: Eukaryota; Viridiplantae; Streptophyta; Zygnematophyceae; Desmidiales; Closteriaceae.